This is a messenger RNA of Effrenium voratum, 2556 nucleotides long. The record is from the annotation of a GenBank genome assembly. NCBI's taxonomy places the organism in Eukaryota, Dinophyceae, Suessiales, Symbiodiniaceae.
GCCCCUUUACCGCCAAAUCCGCCGUCGGACGCGCCAUCUCCUGCUGGUUUCCGCGAUGGCUGAGCUGGCUGGCGCAUCUCGAUGGCUGUGCAGUGCUUCCCCUCGUUGGCGCUUCUGGUGGCAUGUUGCCCUGAUACCUCAGUGGUGUCGCCGGAGGUGCACGGGUGUCCCGAGGAGUUUCUGGCCAUGCGUGGCUGCUGCCAGCCAGAGAUCACCAGCACGGUGCUCAAGGCCCUGGGCACCUUGGCGCCGGAGGAGAUGGCCUACGCCCUGCCCAGCGAAGGCAAUCUAGGUGGCUACCGCGAUGGCUUGCUCGCUAUUCACUCGCUGAUGAGGACCUUUCUCCUGGACUCAGACCUGCUGAAGCUUGAGGCCUGGAGGCUCUACAGCCUCGCCUACGCACGGCUGGCCAUCAUGUCAGUGGACUCCAUCAAGGACCGCUAUGUGGACAUGCAGAAGGUUCAGGACUCCCAGCUGCUGCUUCGGGAGGCGACGGCCUGCAGCCGGGCUCUGGGCAAAGCCUUGUUCAGAUUGGAGAACUUCCACGUCUUUCUACUUGGGCACACCGCCGCAGCCAGAAGAACCAGGAUGCAGGACUUGCACAGCUCGGAGAUCGCCGAGGCGUUUCAGCCGGCGCUGGAGCUCUAUGAGCUCGGCAUGAACUCCUUCGACCUUUUGGCAUACAGCAUCAUCCCGAACUUGGAAGCGAUGAGUCGCGAUCCAACAGGUGCGGGAUUCUCCCUGCGGGAGGGCGCCAAGCUGAACCGGAGCGCCGGUUCGCAGGAGGUCCAGCUGCUGGUAGUGAGCCUUGGAGCCUGGGCCAAAACAGGUUUCCUCACCAUUUGGAGCGUCCUCCAACAUCGCUCCACUCCUCUGCGGAUCUUUGUGCUCGGCGAUGAGGAUGGCCUGGGCCACUGGCGAGCCGCAGCUGAAGAGCUGCAAGCCCAGGAGCGCCGCAUGCUGGACAGCGUCAGCUUCGUGUACAUUGACUUUGAGAACCAUCCCGCCUUCAGAGAGUACCUGGCGCAGUACCCCAAGGGCUGCAGCUUCGGUGCUGCUGGCAAGGCCAUCUUGGCGAGAGUGGUUUGCCACUUGGUCCUGCCAGAGGAGGUGGCGCAGGUGAUCUCCCUGGACCUGGGAGAUCUAUUGGUGCUGGAGGACAUUUCGAAUCUUUGGCAACUCUUCCAGACCAUGGAGGAGCACCACCUGUUGGCAGCGCCCCAUGCGGUGGCGUUGAGCCACGUCAACGCCGGGGUGGUGCUGUACCACGUGGCGCGCAUGCGCCGCCACGGCUUCGCCCAAGAGACCUUGCGCGCCGUGGCGGACAUGCAGCGCAAGAACCACGACGCCAGCUGCCUGCGGGACCAGUCGAUCAUCAAUAUUCUUCACUCCUUCAGGGAGGAGUUUGGAUAUCCAGAGCCGAGCCCUGUGAUGAUUCUCCCCUGCAGAUGGUCAGUGUUUCCAACCACUGAGUGGCUUUCGUACUGGAACAGCCCUGAGAUGUGGCUGCCCCAGCUGCGUGAGAAGCGGCGGUACCCGGGCAUCGUGUCCGUGAACCGGGUCGAGGUCUUUUGCCCCGACGAGAUGGAUCUGCUCUCUUCCUGGGCAUUUCUGCCCCUGAGCGCCGUUGAAGAGACGAAGCAAGCACGACUUCGCGUCUACGCGCUGUAUGAGGGCCACAAGACGGAGCGCUACUGCUCCCCGGAGCGCCGCGCUGGUGAGAGGUGCUGCCGCUGUGGGGAGAAGGCCGCCGUUUUGCACGUGGCGGGAGACAUGAAGAAUUGGCCAUCAAUGCAAGCGUUGCUGCGAGCGUACAUGCCGCCUUUCAAGGAGUUGCCCCCGAAUCACUUCGCCGACGCCCUGUCCAAGGUCUGGACCGGUGGCGACCAGCGGCUACAGGAGAUCCUGAGCCAGACCAACGACGAGGCGUUGGUGGCUGCGAAAGCGCUGGGCAUCCAGGCGGUCUUCGGGAGCUGCGCGACCUUGCGCUGCAAGGCAUCCCCGCCGGAGCAGCUGAACUACGUGUCCGUGCAGCUGCGGAAGGUCUUUGUGCCAUGCCUUCUUGAGGUGGAGACCACGGCCCUGCGCGACACGCAUUUGCUGUUGGGCAUCGGCGCCCACUCGGGCGUGGAGCUGGUGGUCAACGGCCGGGCGGAGAAGGGCUCCUGCCUGCGGUGGGUACGGAGCUCGCCGGCGACCAGCGAUUCCACGGCCUGGACGCUGAGGCGGGAGAUUAUGUGCGUGCCCUUCGGCCCCAAGGUUGAGGCUGCGGAAGGCGUGGAAGCCUGGAUGAGGUUCUCUCUGAAGAUAGGCGCAGAUGGCUUGGUGGUCGUGAGCUUUCCAGAAGGCGAAUGGGGCAACUUCCUCCCCGAGGAGCCGCUGGCCAUUAUGCUGCAGAACGAGCUGACGGUCAGUGUGGGUACCUUCUACGGUGACACCAAGUGGGCCGUGUGCAUGAGACCACAUGGCGACGCAAAAGAAGCCGCAGGAUUGACGCAGGAGGCCCAAGCCACCGCGGACUUCGUGAAGACGGCGGCGGGCAACCGCCAGGUGUAG